Molecule: messenger RNA, 948 nt
Organism: Budorcas taxicolor (takin)
Lineage: Eukaryota; Metazoa; Chordata; Mammalia; Artiodactyla; Bovidae
Gene: DPPA2
Product: developmental pluripotency associated 2
Exons: 7
Coding region: 1-948 (315 amino acids)
Biological process (GO): system development
Cellular component (GO): nucleus
Molecular function (GO): chromatin binding
Source: RefSeq, a predicted model, not a curated record
AUGGCAUACUCAAAUUACGGGAAGAAUUUCUUUGAAGGGCCAUUAGAUGAAGAAAAUGUGAUUCUUACACUGUAUCCAGUUAAUGAGGAAAUUAUUGAAGACCAUCAAGUGGAACCAGGUGUUUCCUCAACUUCAGAAGGCAAAGAGGAGGCACUGAAUACAAAUGAUCAAGUUCCUGUUCCUCAAACAAAUGAGCUUGAGGAAGAUUGUCCAAGCUCUAGCUUUAGAAGAUCAGUGUGUCCCUUGCCGGCCACGUUGCCUCCGAUUAACAAUGUGAGUCGAGACACUUUGCGGUACUGGUGCCAACAACUUAAGCUGAGUACCGACGGCCAGAAAAUAGAAGUUUAUCGGAGACUCCAGGAACAUGCUUAUCCUGAAAAAGAUCAGUAUAUUCCUAAAUCAUCACGGGAGGCCCGAAUGCACUCAUGUUCAAGGAAACACAGCAUGGUGACCAAGAGGGGAAGUGUCCAGAAAAGGAACAUGAGUGAGAGUGAGGAAAGGACUAAAACGGUUGAGGUGGUAACUUCAGCUCAGGUAGCCAUGCUGGCAGCAUGGUCAAGAAUUGCUGCAAGGGCUGUUCAACCAAAGGCUGUGAAUUCACGUGCCCUUCGUACCUCUGAAUCCUUUCUGCCACAAGCCUCAGGUGUCCGGUGGUGUGUGGUCCAUGGUAGACCGCUCUUGGCAGACACAGAAGGUUGGGUUCGCCUGCAGUUCCAAGCAGGUCAGACCUGGGUGCCUGACACCCCCAGGAGGAUGACUUCCCUCUUCAUGUUACCUGCCUGCACUUUUGCACCCCCAGACAUGGAAGAUAACCUGUUAUGCCCUGAAUGUGCUAAGAGGAAUAAGAAGAUUAUGAAAAGAUUAAUCACAGUGGGGAGGAGGAAGAAACCUGGUUUGGAUACAUCAACAUCAUUGCUUUCAAAUGGGCCACGUCUUAAAACAGACUAA